AAAUAGGCCAGCGCAAUUUGAUCCGUCUGAAACCUGAAGAUCAACAGCUGACCGGGAGGAAUGCUGAAAAUGAAGAUGGGAGACCAGUUUGUCAAUGGUAGAGAAGCAAGAACCCCGCGGUGGUCGACAUCAGCCAGACGCGUCUCUUGCAUUACGUUUCAUCAACGUUCACGAGAUGGCAGGUGAAGCUGCGACCUUGAGCUACGAGGACCAGAGGCUGCAGAAUAUCAGGGACAAUGAAGCUCUACUCUUAUCUCUUGGUCUCAGCAGCCCGGGCGCAAGAAUCGCACCUGAAAAUCCAAAACCACCGCUCAAGAAAGCUCCAUUCACCACACUCCGCAAAUCACUAUCUGUGAAGCGGAAACUGGAAGCGGAGGAUCAAGAUGAUUCCUCUCGCACCUCGGCCAAGCGAACGACUACUGGGAUGGGUGAUUCACCUGCCGAGAGCCCUGCCUCGGGUGAUGGUAAUCUGAGGCGUAGCGGGAGGACACCGGGACGCAAAGUUGACUAUACUGGGGAUGGAAGCUCCAUCGGCAGUCCCUCGUCAGUGCGAUCCAGUACUAUCGCUGGGAGUAGAACAGGGAGCAGUACCCUUGUCGACGAUGAUGAGUUUAUCCAUGACAAGGAGGAAGAUGAGGAUGCCAAGGACAUGGCUCGACAGCGGAAUGCCCAACGAAUGGGAGUCAGGACACAGGACCCGAAACAGUUCGGUCAUAUACCGGGGGUCGAAGUAGGAAGGUGGUGGGCUUCCCGGAUGGACUGUUCGACAGAUGCCAUUCAUGCGCCGACUGUGGCUGGAAUAUCGGGCAACGAGGAGGAUGGCGCUUGGUCAGUCGCAUUAUCAGGAGGAUAUCCGGACGACGUCGAUCUCGGUGAAGCAUUCACAUACACUGGCUCCGGAGGUAGGGAUCUCAAGGGGACGAAAAACAACCCAAAGAAUCUCCGUACGGCGCCCCAGACAUCGGAUCAAUCCUUCAGCAAUCCCAAAAAUGCUGCGUUGAAGCGCUCCGCAGAAACACGUCAACCUGUGCGAGUGAUUCGAGGCUUCAAGCUCGAUUCGCCAUACGCUCCUCUUGGGGGGUACAGAUACGAUGGACUUUAUACUGUUGAAAAAGCCUGGAUGGCAGCUGGUCUCACUCGAGGCGUAGUGGGCGGGAAAUCAAGAGCGCUGAUGGUUUGUAGAUAUGCUUUCAAGCGCGUUCCGGGGCAGCCGCCAUUGACACUCAGGCGAGAUGAGGAUCCCACUGAACUCGAGGAGGGAAGCCAUGAGUGAACGAUUGGUCAUGCAUUUUGGGCAUUCUUGUAUACCACUACGUGCGGGGUCCCCGGUUUCAC
Kockovaella imperatae is the source of this 1335-nucleotide messenger RNA. RefSeq names its product PUA-like domain-containing protein. Lineage: Eukaryota; Fungi; Basidiomycota; Tremellomycetes; Tremellales; Cuniculitremaceae. The transcript is spliced from 7 exons. Gene Ontology annotation, biological process: protein ubiquitination; negative regulation of gene expression via chromosomal CpG island methylation. The record is from RefSeq and is a predicted model, not a curated record. Bases 95 to 1273 code for a protein of 392 amino acids. Gene Ontology annotation, molecular function: ubiquitin protein ligase activity.